CUCCCCCCCCCCCCACGUGACCCGCACUUCCUGUAUGCCAAGCCUCGCUCCCAGCUGCGCGCCCUCUGACCUCUCUCAUUCUCCUCCGCCUGGUGAUUGCUGCCAGUGACCGGGCUCCUCUGCUACAACUACUUAGCAGUGAGGACCGAGAGCCUGGUUUACUGGGGAUCACAGGAGGGUGUAACCUGUCCUGUAUAAAUCACUGAUUCACUGAGGAUGGACAUGGACAGCGGUACUGUGACUGAGAGGAUAAUACAUCUCACUCUGGAGAUCAUCUACCUGCUGACUGGGGAGGAUUACACAGUAGUGAAGAAGACAUCCGGUGAGACACCCAGCAGCCGACCCCGUGUGUCAGGAGGACUGAGCAGGACCCAGAGCCCCAUCACGGUGCCUCCACCUCACUCACUGAUAUAUGAGAGGCACAAUGACCAGAAGAUCCUGGAACUCACCAACAAGAUCAUUCAGCUGCUGACUGGAGAGGAGUGGAAAUAUAUAGAGGAACACAGGGGUCUGUACAAGGACGUGAUGAUGGAGAAUCAUCGGCCCCUCACAUCACUGGAUGGACCCAGUAACAGAGAUACCCCAGAGAGAUGUCCCCGUUCUCUGUAUUCCCAGGAUUGUACAGAGAAGAAUCACAGGAUCCCACAGGAGCAUCAGGAUGAGUAUAUUACUUGUUUUAAGAUAGAAGAUAUAGAGGGAGAAGAAGAGACGUAUGUGACUGAUAUGAAGGUAGAAGAUAUAGAGGGAGAAGAAGAGACGUAUGUGACUGAUAUGAAGGAAGAAGAUAUAGAGGGAGAAGAAGAGACGUAUGUGACUGAUAUGAAGGCAGAAGAUAUAGAGGGAGAAGAAGAGACGUAUGUGACUGAUAUGAAGGCAGAAGAUAUAGAGGGAGAAGAAGAGACGUAUGUGACUGAUAUGAAGGAAGAAGAUAUAGAGGGAGAAGAAGAGACAUAUGUGACUGAUAUGAAGGCAGAAGAUAUAGAGGAAGAAGAGACGUAUGUGAGGGGUGAUCAGCAGUGUAAGGAGGAGAAAAUCCCUACAGAUGAUAUCAGCACAAGAGAUGGAGACACAAGCAGGAAGACCUCAGAGGGAGAUUUAAUUUUGUCUUCAGAUAUUAAAAUACAAGAUAACAUCACACAGGAUUCUCCUGGAGACAUCCCCAUUACUCUAAAUAUACAUCCUGUACAUCCCAGCGCUGAUAUAUCAUCUGAUCCAUCUGAUCAUGGGGAAUGUUCUCUUGAUAACUCAAAUACUGUUACACAUAGUGCUGCUCAUACAGGUGAUUCAGUUUUUACCUGCUCUGAAUGUGGACAAAUUUUUGUAUGUCUGUCAGCGUUUGUUACACAUCAGAGACAUCACACAGGUGAGAGGCCAUUUCCAUGCUCUGAGUGUGGGAAGAGUUUUAGUCAGAAAUCAAAUCUUACUAGACAUCAGAGAAAUCACAGAGGUGAGAAACCAUUUCCAUGUGGUGAGUGUGGGAAAUGUUUUACACAGAAAACAGAUGUUGUUAAACAUCAGAGAAGUCACACAGGUGAGAAACCAUUUUCAUGUGAUGAGUGUGGGAAAUGUUUUACAUACAAAGUCGAUCUUGUUAAACAUCAGAGAACUCACACAGGUGAGAGGCCAUUUCCAUGUGAUGUGUGUGGGAAAUGUUAUACACAGAAAUCAGAUCUUGUUACACAUCAGAGAAGUCACACAGGUGAGAGGCCACAUCCAUGCGCUGAGUGCGGAAAAUGUUUUACACAGAAAUCAAAUCUUAUUGUACAUCAAAGACUUCACACAGAUGAGAGGCCAUUUCCCUGUUCUGAGUGUGGGAAAUGUUUUAUACAGAAAUCGCAUCUUAUUCUACAUCAGAGAAGUCACACAGGUGAGAAACCAUUUCCAUGUUCUGAGUGUGGGAAAUGUUUUACACAGAAUUCAGCUCUUGUUAAACAUCAGAGAAGUCACAUAAGGAAGAACUGAUUGGCAUAUGGGGGUAUCUGUGUGAUACAAGAGCGUGUCUGUGCAGGAAUGUUUAUAGGUCUUAAUGGUAUACAGUAGUUGUUGGAUCUGAGGGAGUAUUUGUUGGCAUGUUGGGAUUUUUUGGAGCAAGCACGGGGCAUUUUUGGAUGACUCAUGUGGGUUUGCCAAAAUAGUUUUCAGUUGUUUUCUAAAUGAAGGUUGAUGUGGAUUAGAAUAUUGUAGGGCUGUAUACAUCCAGAUGCCCAUCACAGAGUUACUGUAUGUAGAUAGUUACUUAUAAAAACAAGCCAUGAUAAAGUGUACGUAAAAUAUAUACAUCCGCCUGAGUUUAGUAAAUGCAUAAAAUAAAACAAAACAAAAAAUCAAAUAUCAAAAA
Pseudophryne corroboree (corroboree frog) is the source of this 2338-nucleotide messenger RNA. RefSeq names its product oocyte zinc finger protein XlCOF7.1-like. The transcript is spliced from 7 exons. NCBI's taxonomy places the organism in Eukaryota, Metazoa, Chordata, Amphibia, Anura, Myobatrachidae. Gene Ontology annotation, molecular function: DNA-binding transcription factor activity, RNA polymerase II-specific; RNA polymerase II cis-regulatory region sequence-specific DNA binding. Gene Ontology annotation, biological process: regulation of transcription by RNA polymerase II. The record is from RefSeq and is a predicted model, not a curated record. Bases 217 to 1962 code for a protein of 581 amino acids.